CGCUCACAACGGUUCCAUCAUUCGACGCAGCAAGUUCAAGUGCACCCAGCAGCGUAUCAGUUUUCGGCCCCCAGUCGUGUUGUUGUCGAGGGUGGCGCAGAGAGCCUGGCUCAGAUUCAAAAAGUGCGCGCGGGUGAACGAACCACACCCCCAGUCCACUAAAAUAGCCAGUGAAUACUCGGGAAUGUUUUUCCAGUAGCUAUUAUGAAACAAAACCCCCAGUGAUUAAAUCGCAACUGUGUUUUUGUGGCCCCGAGUGAAAUCCAAUACUAGAGCCAAAACCAAACGACGAUCAACGGCACUUUAAAGCCGAUUUUAUACGAAACCUAACCGUAAUAGCCGCGUCCCAUCCCACACUAUUGCUGAGAAAAACAUGGCGUCUGCUGCUGCUGCGUCGUCCGUCUGCGCCAGCUGUGGCGCCGGCGCUGGCAGCCAUCGGAUUCUGCACAUUUACAGCGCGUGGGCGUUGAUCACGCUGCUGGCCGCCAGCGCUGCCAUCGUCCAGAGCGCCGCGGUCUCCUUUGGGGAUCUGCUAUCGCAUCCGACAUUCAAGCCGCUGUGCAGCGCCCAGCAGGAGCACUUCAUCGAGAGCGAUGGCAAGGAGUCCAGCCUCAAAAUCGAACUGAAGCCGGGCACCUAUGGCGCCGAGCACCCCUCCUGCUCCCGCAUACUGAGUGCCCCGCCCAACUACGGCUUCAUAGUGCGCCUCAUUCUGCCCAAGCUACGGCACACUCAGCCGGACGGCGGCGCUCCAUCGUCGAGCAUCAUGCCCGCGGCCAGCAGCACAGCCAGGCCACGGCGGACACCCAAUACAGGUGGCCUGACGGAAAUCUCCGCGUCCACGCCGAUGGACCGCCUCAACACAACGAAGGCCAUGACGACACCCCGGGUGGGACGUACCUGUCCCCUGAACAUCGUAAGUAAACGCACCCGAGUCCCAACCCCAGCCAUCACCCAUCCACCAUUCAGAGGUGAUUAGUGCGCGAUUGCCAUU
Messenger RNA from Drosophila miranda, 994 nucleotides. RefSeq lists its product as uncharacterized. The record is from RefSeq and is a predicted model, not a curated record. Lineage: Eukaryota; Metazoa; Arthropoda; Insecta; Diptera; Drosophilidae. The transcript is spliced from 2 exons. The coding region runs from base 374 to 979 and encodes 201 amino acids.